AGAAGGUUCGAAGAUGGCGGCGCGCAAGGGCCGGAGUCGCACGUGUGAAACCGGAGAACCCAUGGAGGCUGAAACCUGCGACCCAGGAACCGAAGGCCCAUCCCAGGUCUACCUGCCCGGCAGAGGGCCGCCACUGAGCGAGGGAGAGGAGCUGGUAAUGGAUGAAGAGGCCUACGUGCUGUACCAUCGUGCGCAAACUGGCGCCCCUUGUCUCAGCUUUGACAUAGUUCGAGAUCACUUGGGCGACAACCGGACAGAGCUCCCUCUCAGUCUUUACCUGUGUGCGGGAACCCAGGCGGAGAGCGCCCAGAGCAAUAGACUGAUGAUGCUUCGGAUGCACAAUCUCCAUGGCACCAGGCCGUCACCCUCAGAGGGCAGUGAUGACGAUGAGGAAGAUGAAGAUGAAGAGGAUGAGGAGGAGCAGAAACCUCAGCUGGAACUGGCCAUGGUUCCUCACUACGGUGGCAUCAACCGAGUUCGGGUAUCUUGGCUGGGGGAGGAACCUGUGGCUGGAGUAUGGUCAGAGAAGGGCCAAGUGGAGGUGUUCGCACUGCGGCGGCUCCUGCAGGUGGUGGAUGACCCCCAGGCCCUGGCCAUCUUCCUCCGAGAUGAGCAGGCCCGAAUAAAACCCAUCUUCUCCUUUGCUGGCCACAUGGGAGAGGGCUUUGCUCUUGACUGGUCCCCUCGGGUGCCCGGCCGCUUGCUGACUGGUGACUGUCAGAAGAACGUCCACCUCUGGACACCCACGGAGGGUGGUUCCUGGAAUGUGGACCAGAGGCCGUUUGUGGGCCACACACGGUCUGUGGAGGAUCUGCAGUGGUCACCAACUGAGGACACGGUGUUUGCCUCCUGCUCUGCUGAUGCCUCUAUUCGCAUCUGGGACAUCCGAGCAGCCCCAGGCAAGGCCUGCAUGCUCACCACAGCCACUGCCCAUGAUGGAGAUGUUAAUGUCAUCAGCUGGAGCCGCAGGGAGCCCUUCCUGCUCAGCGGUGGGGAUGAUGGUGCCCUCAAAGUCUGGGACCUGCGACAGUUUAAGGCAAGGAAUGGUGCGGCAUGUUCAGCGACAUGCAUGGGCAGGCUCCUGUCACCUUGUUAGGAGGCUGAUUUGUAUGAAAGCUUCCAGCAGCCCAAGGAUAAGUCAUCUUACCUCUGUCCUUUCCCCGUGUUUCUUUCCUGGGCCCUGGCUUUGUAUGGGUAUGGGAGGGGCUUCUGAGACAGAGUCUGGUACUCACACUGAGGUCUGACUCCUACACUCUCUUGUAGUCUGGCUCCCCUGUGGCCACCUUCAAGCAACAUAUGGCCCCCGUGACCUCUGUUGAAUGGCACCCUCAGGACAGUGGGGUCUUCGCAGCCUCAGGUGCUGACAACCAGAUCACACAAUGGGACCUGGCAGUUGAACGGGACCCAGAGUCGGGGGAGACAGAGACAGACCCUGGGCUGGCGGCACUCCCCCAGCAGUUGCUGUUCGUGCACCAAGGUGAGACUGACCUGAAGGAGCUACACUGGCACCCACAGUGCCCGGGGGUCCUGAUCAGCACCGCCCUGUCAGGCUUCACCGUCUUCCGCACCAUCAGUGUUUGAGGUGGCCAACACUUGGCCUCAAGACUUGGCUCCACAUGGGAACUGGAUCGGUUAACUUGGCAAGGAUCAUUAGGCCUGUAGACUGCACCUCAGGAAGGAAGACUUGUUCAACUGGCCUACGUGGAACAGAAGGAACGGACUCUACUGACCUGGUAUCUCUAAGGAUUUGGAUUGACCCUUGGCCCUGCCUUACACCAAAGACUAGGUGCAGGCAAAGAUCCUUGCCUGUCCCAGAUACGGCCUCAGGAUGAGAUUUUUGUCAGUGUUGACUCCUGGCUUGACCCCAAGGACCUCUGACCAGGGACCUAAUUCUGGCUGUUGAUCAACUUCAGGAACUUUAAGGGUUUUGCCAUAGCUGGGCCAAGUCUGGGUCUGUGUCACUCCAGUGGAAUUUAAUUCUCUCUCUGCCUUCUGGCCAGUUAGAUUUGGUUGAGAUCCAAGUAGGGAGCCAUCUGGGGUGCCCUCCUGUGCUGACCACUACUGUACUGGAGGAGGGUCUGGGGCUUCUGCUGUAAUAAAGGACCACAAUAAGGCCCCAGACACCAA
Messenger RNA from Mus musculus (house mouse), 2127 nucleotides. RefSeq names its product glutamate-rich WD repeat containing 1 (gene Grwd1). Gene Ontology annotation, cellular component: chromosome; protein-containing complex; nucleolus. Gene Ontology annotation, molecular function: histone binding; DNA replication origin binding; chromatin binding. The record is from RefSeq and is marked validated. Lineage: Eukaryota; Metazoa; Chordata; Mammalia; Rodentia; Muridae. The transcript has 7 exons. Gene Ontology annotation, biological process: nucleosome disassembly; DNA replication; ribosome biogenesis. Bases 14 to 1096 code for a protein of 360 amino acids.